Boeremia exigua is the source of this 3779-nucleotide messenger RNA. RefSeq lists its product as uncharacterized. Gene Ontology annotation, biological process: transmembrane transport. NCBI's taxonomy places the organism in Eukaryota, Fungi, Ascomycota, Dothideomycetes, Pleosporales, Didymellaceae. The coding region runs from base 178 to 3435 and encodes 1085 amino acids. The transcript has a single exon. The record is from RefSeq and is a predicted model, not a curated record.
CGCAGGGCCCGCGGGGCGCCGUCGCUGCUGCGCAUCCUGCGCAUCCUGCCCACCGUCCUCGCCUGCCUCGUCCUCGCCGCCUGUCUGCCGCGCGCCGACGCCGUCUUCAUCAACUUCGAGAACUGCCUGGACAAGCUGUUCCUCGACAACAACGUGCCCUUCCUGCAGUUCACGCCCAUGUACGUGUGGGCCGCCUUCGACACCCACGCCCCGUCGCACAACCUCAACGUGACCGUGUACGGCAAUGUGUCGGGCCAGUCGGACAGGGGCACGCUGCCUCCCUCCGACGACCCGGGCUGGGCCAAUCCGAACAGGACCCUGUUUGGCAAGAUCGAAGACGUCGACAAAACGUCGAACCACUACACCACCUUGUUCUCCGACUUCCGCACCCUGACCUACUCGUCAUGGACUCCCAAGGGCGUGCAGUUCUGCGCCCACACCCUGAACAACACGACCCCGGGCUGUCCCAUGGGCCCAGCCUUCGACGCGAAUGCGAGCGACCCGGACACUCUGCCCGGCUUCACCGUGAGCCACGACUUCCACAGCACCUAUGCCUUCUCCACCUGGGCAUCUGAGCUGCGCAUUGUGUCUGGCAACGAACGCGCCAACACCCUGGGCUGCGUGUCUGCAAACAUCACGCCGGACUUGGGGAAGAGGCUUUCCGACGCAGCCUGCUACUUCCCGGCUGCUGUGCUCAUCCUCGUGGGCAUCGCAACCGUAUUUGCAGCCACCUGCAGUCCCUGGGGGACCUCGAACAUCUUCCGUUGGACGAGCAACUACGGGCGUGACGAGGAUCUCUUGCGCCUUGUCACCCCAGGCUUUGGGGACUGCCUGCAGUACAUCCAGUUCAUUGUCCUGGCUGGCAGCCUAAGCUUGAACUAUCCCGGCUUCUACCAGCCGGCCAUCAGCCAGGCUAGUUGGUCGGUUCUCUUGUUCAACCAGAGCUUUGUAAGCAAGGGAAACGGCUCGCAAAGCCUUGACGAUGGCAUCUAUAUUGUCAACGGGACCUAUGGACUGACUCGACUUGGACAGUACGUAGGCCUGACCAUGGAGCGGGACAUGUGGGCCUGCAUGGCUAUCUUUCUCUUGGCAGUCAUCGCCAUCGUCAUUGUCUUGACGCAGCUCGGCUUCAUCGGGCGCUGGCUCAUGCGUAUGCUUACCAACACCCAGGAUGGGGACCUUACAGGGAAAAACUGGUCCUUCACCGCUGGUCACAUCGUUCGCCUCGUCUUCAAUUUCUUCAUGCUGCCAAUUGUGGCAUUGUCACUGUUCCAAUUGGUCGUAGCACCACGAUCUCCUGGAUCCGUGGUUGGUGCAUCCGUCGUUCUUCUUAUCGGCGUCAUGGGAAUAGCGUCCUGGAUAUUCUGGCUCAUCUUCACCACGCGUCCUCGCGCUCAUCUCUUCGACGACUUACCAACUGUAUUGACCUAUGGGCCACUUUACAAUACCUACUCUGACGACGCUGCCCCAUUUGCUUUCAUCCCUGUAUUGCUAACCAUCCUACGAGGCAUUGCCAUAGGGGCGAUCCAGCCCUCUGGCAUAGCCCAGAUUAUCAUGCUCGCCAUCUGCGAGGUAAUCUUAAUACUAACACUACAUGCUUUCCGGCCCUUCCAAUCGAACACGUCCAUGAAUGCUUAUCACACCUUCUUCUCCGUCAUCCGACUUGCGUGUAUCCUCCUCUCGGUUGCCUUUGUGCCCUCUCUUGGUGUUGCAGAGUCCUCGAAAGGCUGGAUCGGGUAUGCGAUUCUGCUUCUACACGCUGUGGUCCUGGUCUUUGGUUUCUUCCUCAACGCCUUACAGACCAUUGUGGAGGUCAUUGCAAGGCUGUCGGGCGCAGGUGCAGACACUAGAGGUGGACUCACCAAAGUAUUUGGGAAACGUCAGCUAUCGAAACGCGUAAACCAUCGACAACAACGUAGCAGCCUCAACUCCAAUGCGGCGAUGCUUGUCAACGACGAGAACAAAAACAUACAGCUUAUGGAGAGUCGGUCGCGCAGCAUGUCGGCCAGCUCUGCUGUACUACUCAAUCAGCCAUAUGACAGAGAUGAGCAACGUCGGAGCGGAGGCUAUGACUUCAAUGAAGGCACAAGUCCGGGAACGCCUGGAGUCAACCCAAUGCCUUUUAACUUCCUGGGCGGUGGUUCUGGCCAGAGCUCUCGGAGACCAACAAUGGGGGGACAGCUGGAGACAGCCGAUCCUUAUUACAGGCCUCCCCGGGUGCGCACAAACACCAUGGACUCUGUGGGACCUGGUGCACGAGGUCGAGGACAACCACCGGUAGGAAGUGCAGAUAUUGUCGAUGCGCCAUACUCGGAUCGAGUGGAUAUCGAGGCUGCUCACGAUGCAGGCGAGGGUCCGUCUCGCGCUUCGCCAGCGUAUCUGCGCAUGAACAGGGAGAACGAUUCUGAUCCAAAUCUCGAGCGUCGCAAUAACACGGACUACUCAGUACGAGAGUCUGAUUUCUACUACGGCCUUCGUGGACCCGCGCUUUCAUCGCAACCAAGCCGAAAGUUGAAGACAGGCCCUGCUGAUCCCAUGAGUCCAGUAUCGUCUGCUACAGGCUGGUUCAAGAGUCUAAACCUGAUGGGUGGUGGCCGGAAGAAAGAGAAGAGCAAGGGGUUCGAAGUUGUCAGGAGCACAAGGAUGCCUCCACAAAUGAUGGCUGUUGAAGAACAAGAGGAGCAAGAGCAGGCACCACCGUCGACGCAGGAGCCGUAUCGAGAUGACCCCGAGUCGCCCGAGUCGAAGAAGAGUCAAAGGAGUCCAAUUCGAGGGGUCGCACCAGCUAACGUACUUGCCGGUGGGGAGAGAAGACGACGGUCGAGCGACAGUGAAUCCAGCUCCAGCGGGUCCGACUCGGAUGACGCCGAUGCCUUUCCAUAUGACUCGACUAACCGGGUUUCGGAAAUUCCGCCUAUGCUCGGGCCUAUAGAAAUGGGGGGCGGCAUCGAACUUCCCAGCCGGGUCGGAUCGCGGGUCUCGCGAAGAUCAACACGGGGCGCCCGAGCACCGACGAUACCAAGAAGGAGCUCCAGGCGGACGCCAUCGACAGACGCGGCGAUAGUUGAGAACAACGGACGAAUGUCACGCAUCAUGGACUCGCCGCCAAUGCCGCAGAGCAAUGUUCAUUUGCAACCUGCGGGUGGCACGUUACCCAUCCGGCUGCCGUUUGGGUCCACAGAUCCGUCGCCCGAGCGAUCGCCUGGCCACUCUGCAGCGUCGAGCGCGUACCGGCAAGCACUGGCGCCACCGCCGACAAUAGGUGGCCACGGAAGAGUCAGCACGGGCUUUGUGCAAGGGCAUAGGACGCAGGACAGCUUCCACAACGAUGGCUACGACGGGGCAGACGUAGAAGCAAGGGCGGAGAUUGUAGACCGCAGUCGGAGCGGCAGCACACAGAUGAGCGGACGCAGCCGGAAGUCCAGGCAACUGUGAUGCUGGGGCGGUGAGUUGUGCAUGGGCGGUGAGGUGACGGGUGGGUGAUGCGGGAUUGCGUAGUAGAUGGAUUUCUUUUGCGAAAAGUGUGUUCUCUUGCGACAGUAGCAUUUUAUAAUCAUGACGGCUGUACAUUCAGAGUCGAAGCGCAGAAGGGCUCGGUCUUUGGCGUUGAGGCGUGGCGGGGGUCAGGGUGGGGAUGCACAGCAAGGCGCACGAGGGGCACUGCAUAGGCACCGAGGGGAUCUUGGGACAUUUGGGAUCAGCAGCGUUCUUGCUUGUAUGUUGUAGAUUGGGCGAAGACGGCAUGAGCCGCGACACAUAGACCAGGAAUACGAGCACUG